AUGCCUCAGGUCAUUGGUAAAGAAGUCGGGCCCAUUGGGUACGGCCUCAUGGGCUUCACCUGGCGCCCUGAACCUACGCCCAUCGACCAGGCCAUCGAGGCACUCAAAGCAGCUUUGGAGAGCGGCCUCACUCUGUGGAACGGUGCUGAGUUCUAUGGCACUCCUGAUUGCAACUCCAUGACCUUGGCCAAGGCGUACUUCACCAAAUAUCCCGAGGACGCCGAUAAAGUGACGCUGGUUAUCAAGGGCGGCAUGGAUCUCACUACGCACAAACAGGAUGGCACCCCCGAGGGCACUCGCCGCAGUCUGGAUAACAUCAUCAAGCAGCUCGGCGGAACCAAGAAGCUCGAUGGGUUUGCUCCUUCAAGACGCGACCCCAGCACGCCGCUAGAAGUUACCUAUGGCGUCAUCCAGAAGGAGUACAUCGAGACUGGAAAAUUGGGUGCCGUCUACUUAUCGGAGUGUAGCGCCGAGACUGUUCACGAAGCAGCCAAGUUCGCCAAGAUUGGCGCUGCUGAGGUUGAACUGAGCAUGUUCUCCCCUGACAUUCUUACCAACGGUGUUGCUGAAGCCUGUGCUCAGCAUGGCAUCCCCAUCUUGGCCUACUCGCCAAUGGGCAGAGGAAUGCUCACUGGUAGAUUCAAGAGUGUUGAGGAUAUGCAGGAUCGCGGAAUCAUAUCCAGUUUUCCACGAUUCCAGUCUGGCGCGUUUGAACACAAUCUCAAGCUUGUUGGCCAGGUCGAGGAGAUUGCAAAGGUAAAGGGAUGCACGCCCGGUCAGUUGGCCAUCGCGUGGGUGCGCAAACACAGCAACCGCCCUGGACUUCCUACCAUUAUUCCUAUCCCUGGAGCUACCGCAGCCUCAAGAGUCAGGGAGAAUGCGAAGCUGGUGGACAUUACCGAUGAAGAAUUCACUAGGAUCAGUGACAUGGUUAAGAACUUUGAGACGGCGGGCAAGAGAUAUCCGAAUUCUGUCCCUACCAACACCUGA
Molecule: messenger RNA, 990 nt
Organism: Metarhizium brunneum ARSEF 3297
Lineage: Eukaryota; Fungi; Ascomycota; Sordariomycetes; Hypocreales; Clavicipitaceae
Product: Pyridoxal reductase
Cellular component (GO): cytoplasm
Source: RefSeq, a predicted model, not a curated record